This is a messenger RNA of Cuscuta epithymum, 1246 nucleotides long. The record is from the annotation of a GenBank genome assembly. Lineage: Eukaryota; Viridiplantae; Streptophyta; Magnoliopsida; Solanales; Convolvulaceae.
AAAUUGGAGCUAAUCUCUAGUCUUAUUGAACUAAAAAAAAUUACCAAACAAAAAUAAAGAGAAAUUCGGGAGGAGAAAAGGAGGAGACUUUGGAGGCAGUUAAUGGUUUCCUUGCAGAGAACAACCGUUUCAUCGAUCUCAAUUAACUAUCCGCACCCUUAAGUGAAAGCUUUCGCUUACUAGAGACACUGAAUGAGAGAAACUCUGCAAUAUAUUAAUCCAAGAUUCGAUUUUUAUUGAUUUAUUUUUCAUGGGUUUCUAGAUAUCAGAUAAUAAUCUGAUUAGUUUUGAUAUAUGUUGAGUGUAAAGAUCAGACCCUGGAAUACAAUUGAGGUUCUUGGGAACUUAGAAGCUGGGAAGUGAUGAAAAUGAUCACUUCUGUGGGGAAGAAGUGUGAAGUAGAGAUGGGGUUAGAGGUAGUGAGGAGCAGCAGGCAGUCAUUUGGGAGAAAGAGAAUUGAGUUGUUAAGUAGUGGUUUAGAGAUUGAUUAUUAUGUAAUUAACUGUAAUUGUAGUAAACAGAUAAAGAAGCAUUGCAGGAAGGUUUUACCAGAGAAAUCUUCAUCACCUUUGGAAGCCUUGCCUGAAGACAUUCUGAUUAGGAUCAUAUUUGGUGUUGAUCAUGAGGAUUUGAUCAGCCUGUUUCAUGUAUCCAAGGCUAUUCGACAAGUGACAUUGAUAGCAAAGAAAUGGCAUUUUGAGUAUAACACGCCAAGAAAGACUAUCGACUUCGAAAGCUUCGUUGGUACUAUGGAAGAGCCAAAUGCUCCAAGGCAGUCAAGGAUUCCAAAGAUUCAGUUAAGCAACAAGAGGCUGGAUGACAUAUCCAUGGUCUUGUUUCCUUGAUGUAAAAAGGAAAAUGGACUUGAUCAAUAUUGCCUUAAGAUCACAAAACUUUUUUAGGGUGGGGUGAAGAAGUUGUUUCUCGUUUUUUUCUUCAACCCCUUGUUGAAGAUAGAUAUAUCAUACUGGUGCAUUGUAAGAGUGUGAUGUCUUAGAGAUUUUGUUGAGGGCUGUGGGCAAUGGGCAUUGGCUAUAUCUUUUAUAUUUACUAACUUAUGAAAUAUACCGCUGGUUACAAAUUGUAUAUUACUAGCAUUCUCAAUCCGUAUUAGAACUCAAGCUACUAGGAUGAAAAUUGUACCAGAAUUUGGGUGUGUUAAUUGAGCUAGCUGCUCAUGGGCCUAAUCGAGUAUAGUUUUUAUAUUAAUAACUGAGAAGAUGUAUUCAAAUUCGUGUUAUUGACC